Anopheles nili is the source of this 2766-nucleotide messenger RNA. Its product is annotated as protein tramtrack, beta isoform. Gene Ontology annotation, biological process: regulation of transcription by RNA polymerase II. The transcript has 7 exons. Gene Ontology annotation, molecular function: protein binding. Lineage: Eukaryota; Metazoa; Arthropoda; Insecta; Diptera; Culicidae. Gene Ontology annotation, cellular component: nucleus. Bases 100 to 2538 code for a protein of 812 amino acids. The record is from RefSeq and is a predicted model, not a curated record.
GUUAUUUCAUGUUGAAACCUCGUAACAAGAAAAAUACUAACGAAAACAAAACGUUGUAUGUAGGUGCAUUCAACGAAACGUUGUUGAUCGUCGGUUAGAAUGGCCUCCGGUAGUACACCUGCAUAUCACUGUAUAGUCUGCACGCUGACCAAAAUUCCGUUUGCUUCACUCAGCAAAGAAAGCCAACAGAAAAUCGUACGCAAUGGGCGACCCACGGCCCAAAUGCCCAACUUGACGGCACGAUGUAUGAACUCGCUGAACCUCCACAUACACGACUGGAUGACGGGGUGCGAUCGGGAACGAAAGCUGUACUGUUGGCCGUGCUUGCUAUUCAACACCUCUGAGUACGACGUGUGGGGAAAGCGAGGAUUUUCCGACUUUUACAGAUUAUCCUCAGCACGUAUUGACCACACAAAAGACGUAUCGCACCAAGCCAAAAGCAAGACGUUAAAGCUGUGGAUCGAGACAGCAAGUGAGCUAAGUGAUAGUAGCGGUGAAGAGGAUGUAGAGUGUAUACCGGAACUUGACUUUCUGAACGCAACCGCAUCCGAGUUGGACGAAGAGCUGGACGUCAAACCCAAUGUGGAAGCGUUGAACGCUAGUAUAGCUUUUUCUCAGGCCCUGGGUGUCGCACCCGUGGUGGAUCUUUGCGAAGCUGCCGAGGACGGAAGUGGGGUAGUAACGCGCUUCCAAAGCUCAGCCAUCGUGGUCGAUUGUGAGGAGGGUACUCCGAACGAACCGGACGGGUUGGGUGAAAACAGCCACGCAAGUAAUGCUUCAUCAGCUGCGGCCGGAAGAAGGAGGAGCGUAUCACCGGUUGAUGAUUUAGCGCGCAUUUACAAAAAAUCUUCGAUCGAAUCCGUUGGUUCUAUAAUGUCCCACACAAUACAGACUGGUGCGGAAAAAUAUCAGCUUAAAUGGCAUUCUCACUAUCAGAAUAUGAAUAUCUCUCUUUCGAAUCUCUACAAAAACGAUCGUUACGCAGAUGUAAUGCUUCUGACAUGCAACGGAGAAGAAAGCUACACCAUACCUGCUCAUAAGUUAAUACUCGGUACUUCCAGUUUGUAUUUUGCAAACAUCUUCGACAAAAAUCCUGUCCCUCUGAAUGCGAUAACCUACAUCGUGCUUCCACCGGAUCUCACAUACCGUUCCAUGCAAAUUCUGAUACAAUAUAUGUACACAGGUGAAUCCACCGUCUCCACCGAUAUUCUAAAUGAAGUUCUCCGCGGUGGAGAAAUACUUAAAAUACGCGGUCUCUGGAGAAACGAUUGUAUGAAACCUGCCAAUACGGACAAUAUACACUGCGCCACCAGCAGCAAGGACCAACAGCACUUAUCGGGUGACGCGUGUCCCGGCCGGUUUGUCAGCCCCGUAACAGUUACCAUGCCGCAAAGAUCUCACACUCCCUUUCUUCCACAUAACGCACAAUCUUCCUCGAGUCCGUUAAUAAACGUGAAGCGUGAUAUGGCCAUUGAUCCGGGGGAAACGCGUAAUCUAUCGGGCACAGUCGAUGGAUCAAGAGUAGGACAAUGUCAUACUAUGAAAAAUCAAGAAAAUAUUCACACUCGCGAAGGGGAUGCUCUGUCGCAAGGUUUAUAUCACGAGCUGCACGAACAACAAAAGAAAGAUCACAUAAGAACGCAACAGCUACCCGAACAGAGCAUACAGGAAAGAGUUAUUCUGUCCAAAAAGAGCAUUACGACAGACACUUCGAAUGCGGCUGACGACAGUCGAACAGGUGGAAUGCCACAGGAGCUGAACUUUCUUGAUGUGAAAGCGGAACCAGUAGAGUGGAGUGAUCUUCGUGCAGGUGAGUUGCCUCUGCCUGCUAGGGAAGAUGCUCAAAAUGUUACGCAAAGGGUAGAGCUAGACAAAAGCGAAGACACGGGAGCUUCUCCGAAGGAAAUAAAAUCGGAAGAUUGUAAUGCUUCGGUAGCGGAAAAUUCUCAAUCUUCACCAUCGUCUACCGAACAACCCAUCUACUCUCCACUAACAUGCGAACUAUGCAGUGAAACGUUCACUAUUCCUGGCGAAUGGGUGCGGCAUAUCGAAGGUCACAGCGAUACAUCACAAACGAUGCCGAAGCGAAAGCGCCGCACGGAGGAGUCAGAAGGUACAGAUGAGACGGCCGCCUUGCGGUGCGAUUUGUGCGCGACGUUCUACGUAACGCCAGCUGACUGGGUGCGGCAUGUGCAAAGUGCACACACGGAAUCGGAACUUGCGGCCAGCAACAAGCGUGCAAAUCGCCGGCGAACUUCGGCCAACUUCCAGGCAACAAUAGGUACACCAAUGCCGACGAGUGAUACUACGCAAUCCGAGAAGCACUGCAAUAUUUGCAGUAAAUCCUUUCCUUCCUAUGCCAGUAUGACUAUCCACAAAAGAAUUCAUACAGGCGAAAAACCUUUCUACUGUGAAAUGUGCAACAAGGGAUUUACUGUAAAAUCCAAUCUAAUUCGACACAUGCGAUCCUUACACAACCAACCAGGAUACCAGCUGGGAUCACCGCAAGUUGAUCAGGACAGUGAAAGCUCUGAGUGAGACGAAUGGCAGGAAAAGUAUUUAUAAAUCCCCCGAGCAGGUACACUGUUCGUCGUAACCCACGAAACAAAUUUAAAUACUGUUCAUCUUGAUUUAAGUAUUUUAAAUUAUUCAUAGCUAUUUAAGCUUAAGAUAAAGUAAUUUUCAAAUAAGCUUGAGUUAAUGAAUGUAAAUUUUGCAUAGUACAGCCGCAUUACAUCAUCGACGAGCAUAUAACAACAUAAAAAA